GGAUUGAAAUUGAAAUAGUAAAUAAUGCGCAAACUUUUCGAACACCGAUCAACGAUCGGCAAUCGGAACAUCGCUUAACGAGACAGUUUUAGUUGAAAUCGGUCAGUUCAAGCUUCAACACCGCAAUGGGAAAACUAGUGCUCUAUGGCGUGGAAGCAAGUCCGCCGGUCCGAGCUUGCAAAUUGACCUUGAACGCCUUGGGACUGCAGUAUGAGUACAGGCUGGUCAAUCUCCUAGCUGGUGAUCAGUUCAACAAGGAAUACACACUGAAGAAUCCACAGCACACGGUGCCCGUGCUCGAUGAUCACGGCAAAUACAUUUGGGAUUCGCAUGCCAUCAUGGCAUAUUUGGUGCGUAAAUAUGCCAAGAGCGACGAGCUGUAUCCCAAGGAUUUUCACAAGCGUGCUGUGGUCGACCAACGUCUGCACUUCGAGUCGGGCGUCAUCUUUCAAGGCUGCAUUCGGAAUAUAGCUCAUCCGGUGUUCCGUCUCAAUGAGACUGAAGUGCCGCGUGCCAAGAUCGAUGCCAUCUACGAGGUUUAUGCAUUUCUCGAGGCAUUCCUGGGCACAACGACUGCGGCACAAAAGUAUCUGUGUGGCAACAGUUUGACCAUUGCGGACUACAGUGUGGUGUCCUCGGUGUCCAGCCUGGUGGGUUUGGCGGCCAUUGAGCAGGACAAAUAUCCAAAGCUUAGUGGCUGGCUGGAGCGCAUGGAACAGCUGCCGGAUUAUCAGUCGAAUAAUGGCAAUGGAGCGCAAAUGUUGAUUGAUAUGUUUAGUGCAAAGAUCACAAAGAUUGUUUGAAUCUCUGGAAUUGAAUUGAUAAUUUGUAUAAUAAAUCGUCACUUUGGAACGUA
Molecule: messenger RNA, 856 nt
Organism: Drosophila albomicans
Lineage: Eukaryota; Metazoa; Arthropoda; Insecta; Diptera; Drosophilidae
Gene: GstE9
Product: glutathione S-transferase 1
Exons: 1
Coding region: 126-803 (225 amino acids)
Biological process (GO): glutathione metabolic process
Molecular function (GO): glutathione transferase activity
Source: RefSeq, a predicted model, not a curated record